GUGCUGAAAGGGUUUUUUGGGCAGAUGGCAGCCUAGGUCUGGUCACAAAUUUGAUUGGCAGGUACUGUCACCAGGAGGUGAACCUCGUAGCACCAGCGGCGGAUCGGAGGCAGAAGCCCAAAAGAGCGCGGGCCUGAGCUGAGGAAGGUGUCGGAGGCACAGAUAAGGUCUCUAGGGGCAGGCGGCGGACAGGGCAGCUCCUAAGGAGACCGCUGCGGCAGGCGGAGUCUGGCCCGAGAAAGGGGGCGGAACCCCGGGCUCCCGGAAGGGCUCUAGACUCCAGGCCCUGUCCCCCGAGCUCAGCCCUCCGAUGUCCCACCGCCCAGAGCCUGCAUGCGCCGCAGGGCGCCCCAAGACCAAGAGCUGGUGGGUCCAGGAGCUCCUGGGCGGGAGUCUAGGGGCGCUCUUCCUCCCUCGGGACCUGUUGUCCCGGUCCUUGUCUUUCCCCCGGAUCUAGUAUUCAGGGCGGACCAACGGAGCGGACCCAGGCAGCUGCUGACCCUCUAUAACCCCACAGGAGCUGCGCUUCGCUUCCGAGUCCUGUGCACAGCACCUGCCAAAUACACAGUGUUUGACGCAGAAGGAUACGUGAAGCCUCAGUCCUGCAUUGACAUUGUGAUUCGCCACGUGGCCCCCAUUGCCAGCCACUAUGAUGUCCAGGACCGCUUCCGAAUUGAGCUGUCUGAGGAGGGAGCUGAGGGCCGAGUGGUGGGGCGCAAGGACAUCACUUCUGUUCUGAGGGCCCCAGCCUACCCCCUUGAACUUCAGGCACAGCCUGACCCAAUGCCCCACCCAGGGCCUCCUUCCUGGACAGCACCACCCACGGCCAGACACCUCCCUGAGAAAUCCCACCCACAACUGGCCACCAGCUCCUUCCUCCUCUUCUUGCUGACGGGCAUAGUCUCUGUGGCCUUCCUGCUGCUCCCACUCCAGGAUGAACUCGGCAGCCAGCUGCCCCAAAUCCUGCACGUCUCCCUGGGACAAAAAUUGGUGGCAGCCUACGUCUUGGGCCUUCUCACCAUGGUCUUCCUCCGGACCUGAUCCCCUGCUCAGCCUCUCCCCCUUUCCCUGGGCAGAGAUGUGGAUGAGAGACAGCCACUGUGAUGCUCAUACCUUGCCUCAACUCCUACUCCCUUAUUAAUGCCACUCCCUUCACCCCUGACAAAAAAUACCCAGGGAUUUGUAUUCAUUUUCCAAGUUGAAUAAAAUAAAUUUGCAAAACUAAACAGAAAAA
Messenger RNA from Phyllostomus hastatus (greater spear-nosed bat), 1234 nucleotides. It is a transcript of the gene MOSPD3, whose product is annotated as motile sperm domain containing 3. The transcript is spliced from 6 exons. The record is from RefSeq and is a predicted model, not a curated record. Gene Ontology annotation, cellular component: cytoplasm. Bases 334 to 1041 code for a protein of 235 amino acids. NCBI's taxonomy places the organism in Eukaryota, Metazoa, Chordata, Mammalia, Chiroptera, Phyllostomidae.